Molecule: messenger RNA, 1838 nt
Organism: Vigna angularis (adzuki bean)
Lineage: Eukaryota; Viridiplantae; Streptophyta; Magnoliopsida; Fabales; Fabaceae
Product: isoleucine N-monooxygenase 1
Exons: 2
Coding region: 48-1664 (538 amino acids)
Molecular function (GO): heme binding; iron ion binding; oxidoreductase activity, acting on paired donors, with incorporation or reduction of molecular oxygen
Source: RefSeq, a predicted model, not a curated record
CCUUAGGCAAAGUACUUACCUUCUUCGUCACAAAGCUUUUCCAAACCAUGGCUCAAACCCCAUUUCUUCUGUUGUCAAAUUUUCAAAGCUUUUGGCCUUCUUUGGUUGUCAUAAUCACCUGCUUCACCAUUAUGAUCAAAACCCUAAGGUCUAACUAUAUCCAGACUUAUUCCAAGAAACAAAAGCCGAAGCUCCCUCCUGGACCCAAACCAUGGCCCAUUGUAGGCAAUCUUCCUGAAAUGCUUGCAAGCAAACCUGCUUAUAAAUGGAUACAUAAUCUCAUGAAACAAAUGAACACUGAUAUUGCAUGUAUCCGCUUAGGAAAUGCCUAUGUCAUCCCAGUCACAUGUCCCACCAUUGCUACCGAGUUCUUGAGAAAACAAGAUGCUACUUUUGCAUCAAGAUCACUCAGCCUGUCCAGUGAUCUCAUUUCUAAUGGAUAUUCAACAACAAUUUUUGUGCCCUUCGGUGACCAGUGGAAGAAAAUGAGGAAAAUCAUAACCCACGAUUUGCUUUCUCCACACAAACACCUAUGGCUUCACGACAAAAGGACUGAAGAGGCCGACAACCUUAUGUUUUACGUCUACGACAAGUGCAAAAUGGUGAAUGAUGAUGGUACUUAUGGCCUUGUGAAUGUUAGGAAUGUUGCAAGGCAUUAUUGUGGCAACCUCAUCAGAAAAAUUACUUUCAAUGUAAGGUAUUUUGGGGAGGGUAGAGAGGACGGAGGAGCCGGUUUUGAAGAAGUAGAACAUGUUGAUUCCAUCUUCGAUUUGCUCAACUACAUUUAUUCCUUUUCUGUUUCUGAUUAUAUGCCAUGCUUGAGGGGACUUGAUUUGGAUGGCCAUCAGAAGAAAGUGAGGGAAGCUUUGAGGAUCAUCAAGAAGUAUCAUGAUCCCAUCAUUCAACAGAGAAUCAAACAAUGGAAUGAUGGAUUAAAGGUUGAUGAAGAGGACUGGCUUGAUGUUCUCAUCUCUCUGAAAGAUUCCAACAAUAACCCAUCGUUAACAUUUGAACAGAUCAGUGCACAAAUCAUAGAAUUGAUGAUUGCAACAGUGGACAAUCCAUCCAAUGCAUUUGAAUGGGCACUUGCUGAGAUGAUUAACCAACCUGAGAUACUGCGCCGAGCUGUCGAAGAAUUGGACAGUGUGGUAGGAAAAGACAGGCUGAUCCAAGAAUCAGACAUACCUAAGCUCAACUAUGUGAAGGCAUGUGCCAAAGAAGCUUUUCGUCUUCAUCCCAUGGCUCCUUUCAUUCCUCCCCAUGUCUCUAUGAGUGACACUGUUGUGGGGAAUUACUUCAUCCCUAAGGGUAGCCACGUAUUGCUAAGCAGACAAGAACUUGGAAGAAACCCAAAAGUGUGGAAUGAACCCUACAAGUUCAAACCUGAACGCCACCUCAAGAGUGAUGCAGAUGAUGUGGUUUUGACUGAACCAAAUCUGAAGUUCAUAUCAUUCAGCACAGGAAGACGAGGUUGUCCCGGAGUGAUGUUAGGAACGACAAUGACAGUGAUGCUGUUUGCUAGAUUGCUCCAUGGCUUCACUUGGACUGCACCACCCGAUGUUUCAACAAUCAACCUUUCUGAGUCAGACGAUGAUAUUCUUCUUGCACAACCACUUCUUGCCAUUGCUCAGCCAAGAUUACCACAAAAGCUAUAUCAACUCUAAAUUAAACCCAAAUUUAAUUUACCUAAGCGUUUAUAUUUUAUCAUGAAAUAAAUGGAGUGUGAAAUAAAAAAUGUAAACGUCUCUCUUAUAGUGUAAAAAAGGACUCAACUUGGUUUUUAACUGUGAGUCUCUUUGUAUUAGUAUUUCAGAAUCAUGUUAUUCUCAUCUGAAUAA